CCUGAGAAGUGGAGGAUGUCAGAUGGGAUCUGAUAGCACUGAAGGCAAACUUGACUUCCAGAUGUCAGAGGAAGAAGAUUCUUUUCUAAAUGUCAAAAGAUCUCUGAAAAAGCGACUGGUGAAACACAGCACUCCAGUGGACUCAAUGCUCUCCAGAACAAUGCCGUCUCUUACAGAUUUGACUUAUCAGUCGAUCAAGGAUCAAGAUGGCAGUAAGAGAGUUUAUGUAUCCCCAGUGGCAAAAUCAACUCUAAGCAGAUCAUUAGCUCAAGUGUCGCUAGCAAGUAUUGAAGCAUACAUCCCUCAUAAGUCUCCAAAAAGGCUUUCAACAGUGUUUGACUUGCAAGAUUCAAACAAGGAGAUAAACAAAAGUUCUCGGGUUGUAUUUUCUAGAAGAAGACUUUCCACUGUGUUGGCCUCUAAUGAGUCAAAUGAAGAACCAAGUGAAAAGGCUAUCUCAAGUGUGGAAACUCAAGCCUCAACAAAUGGAUCUGAGAAGGUUGCAGUAACUCCCAGGAGUGGACCUUCGUGGCUGGUUACUGGAAUACCAGGGAUAAAAGAUGUCCAAAUAGUGAAAAAGAAAAAGAAGAAAAUUGAUAAAUCUAUUGUGAGAAAGAAACAAAGAGAAUGGGUGCUUCGUCAACUUAAAAACAUUGAGGAAGCAACUGAACAUGAGCUGACAAUUGAAGAAAUGUGACCAAAAUAUCUUUGGAAUUAAUGCUGUUGCAUGGUUCUUGUGUGAAUAACUGGUUCCAAUAAAUCACAUGCCUGGA
Cygnus olor (mute swan) is the source of this 773-nucleotide messenger RNA. RefSeq lists its product as uncharacterized. NCBI's taxonomy places the organism in Eukaryota, Metazoa, Chordata, Aves, Anseriformes, Anatidae. The coding region runs from base 23 to 697 and encodes 224 amino acids. The record is from RefSeq and is a predicted model, not a curated record. The transcript has 3 exons.